Messenger RNA from Rotaria sp. Silwood2, 957 nucleotides. The record is from the annotation of a GenBank genome assembly. Lineage: Eukaryota; Metazoa; Rotifera; Eurotatoria; Philodinida; Philodinidae.
AUGUUAGCAAAUGGAAAAGUUUUGGUUGCUGGUGGAUAUUCUUCCUCUCUUAGUGCCUCAAGCUUAAGUACUACUGAGUUGUAUGAUCCAGCAACAUGGAUAUGGACAAUCACUGGGAGUAUGAGUUAUACUCGAUAUAUUCAUACAGCAUCCGUGUUAACCAAUGGAAAAGUGUUGGUUGCUGGUGGAUAUUCUACUACUAGUGGUGAUUUAAAUAGUGUUGAGUUGUAUAAUCCAUCGACAGAAGUGUGGACACUCACUGGGAGUAUGAGUUAUACUCGAUAUUAUCACACAGCAUCCGUGUUAACAAAUGGAAAAGUGUUGGUUGUUGGUGGAUAUUCUUCCUCUUUUGGUGCCUUAAAUACUGCUGAGUUGUAUGAUCCAUCAACAGGCGUGUGGACACUUACCGGAAGUAUGAGUUAUACUCGAUAUUUUCACACAGUAUCUAUGCUAGCAAGUGGCAAGGUAUUAGUCGCAGGUGGAUAUUCUACUAGUAACGGUUAUUUAAAUACUGCUGAGUUGUAUGAUCCAUCGACAGGAGUGUGGACACUCACUGGAAGUAUGAGUUAUGCUCGAUAUAUCCACACAGCAUCCGUAUUAACAAAUGGAAAAGUGUUAAUUGCUGGUGGAUAUGAUAAUGGAAUUGAUUGGAAUACUGCUGAGUUGUAUGAUCCAUCAACAGGUCUGUGGGCAAUCACUGGGAGUAUGAGUUAUUCUCGAUAUUUUCACACAUCAUUAGUGUUAACCAAUGGCAAAAUAUUAGUUGCUGCUGGAUAUGAUACCACUAGUGGUAUUCUAAAUAGUGCUGAAUUGUAUAAUUCAUCAACAGGUGCGUGGACAAUCACUGCUACUUUGAGUUAUGCUCGACAUGCUCAUACAGCAUGCGUGUUAACGAAUGGAAAAGUAUUAGUUGUAGGCGGAGUCGGAAUUAGUUCUUCGGAGCUGUACCAACCAUAA